AGCAGGCGCCGCGGGCGCGGCCAUGGCGGACCCGGCCCGGGACGCUCUCGGUGCCGCCGCUGUCCCGGAGCCUCCGGCCGCAGGCUCAUCCCCGCCCGCGGCGGACGAUGGGGCGGCGGCCGCGGGGGAAGUGGCAGCUGCCGAGGGAGUGGGCGAGGGCGAGGUGGGGGAGGCCGGCGGUGGCAGCGAGCUCAAGGCGGAGGUGGCGGACGGGGAGGUGAGGAGCGCGGAGGGGGAGGCGGCGGACGCGGAGGACCCAGGGCUGCAGCAGUGUGCGGCCAGGAAGGUGAAGCUGGAGCUGAAGGAGCGGAAGGAGAAGAAGCAGAAAGUGGACGAGGACGAGAUCCAGAAGAUGCAGAUCCUGGUCUCCUCCUUUUCUGAGGAGCAGCUGAACCGGUACGAGAUGUAUCGUCGCUCCGCCUUCCCCAAGGCCGCCAUCAAGCGGCUCAUCCAGUCCAUCACCGGCACCUCCGUGUCCCAGAACGUUGUCAUCGCCAUGUCGGGCAUCUCCAAGGUGUUUGUUGGGGAGGUGGUGGAGGAAGCGCUGGAUGUGUGUGAGAAGUGGGGGGAGCUGCCCCCCCUGCAGCCCAAGCACAUGAGGGAGGCCGUCCGGAGGCUCAAGGCACGAGGGCAAAUCCCCAACUCCAAGUACAAAAAGAUCAUCUUCCACUGAGAAAGGUUGAAAUGAGCUUCCUGUAGGACCUUCCCACAUGGACUCUUCUGUAAGGCCCCUUUGGGGUGGCCUGUGGCACCCCAACGAUGCUCCUGCUGUCCCUGCCCACCCUGGGCUCGGGACCCCACACUGAAUCCAUCCCUGACCUGGACUUGGGGACUCCUCUGCCUCAGCAUGGCAGGGAAAGGAACAUGCAGAGCAUUUCCUGCUGGCCCAGAGGUGCCAUCUGUGCCCAGAUGUGCGGCUUUUUUUGUACAUUAAACUUAUUCUUGUGUUGGUAACCCGA
Corvus hawaiiensis (hawaiian crow) is the source of this 959-nucleotide messenger RNA. It is a transcript of the gene TAF11, whose product is annotated as TATA-box binding protein associated factor 11. The record is from RefSeq and is a predicted model, not a curated record. The transcript has 5 exons. Gene Ontology annotation, molecular function: protein heterodimerization activity; transcription coactivator activity. Gene Ontology annotation, cellular component: nucleus; transcription factor TFIID complex. The coding region runs from base 23 to 673 and encodes 216 amino acids. Gene Ontology annotation, biological process: transcription initiation at RNA polymerase II promoter; RNA polymerase II preinitiation complex assembly. Lineage: Eukaryota; Metazoa; Chordata; Aves; Passeriformes; Corvidae.